Molecule: messenger RNA, 1078 nt
Organism: Chara braunii
Lineage: Eukaryota; Viridiplantae; Streptophyta; Charophyceae; Charales; Characeae
Source: the annotation of a GenBank genome assembly
UGAUAGAUGUACGUUCCUAUUCUGUGUUAUUGGGAUUACCUUGGGCGAUGGCGGUAAGCGCACGUCUGCAUUUCGAUUCGAGACAAUUGGUGCUCACGCAAACUGGGGGAAAGCCUCAAACUGUCCCUUUGCGAGUUUCCACCCGAACGAUAAAACGGGUCCCUAACUCGGCCCAAAUUGGGAUGAUUCGAUGCAUUGAUCCCAAGGAGUGCCCUCCCUUGGAUAUCAGUGAUGGAAUCAGGGCAGAGGAAUACGAAGAAGAGCUGCCUAGCGAAGAUGAAUGGAAGCACCUGGUUGAACUUUUCGAACACGAAAUUCCCGAGGAGUUCCAAGUGUACCCCGACCCUGCUCGAAAUUUCCACGUGGAUUCCGGAGACAGCGCGUUUGCGCCUCCGAUAAGUCAAGCCAUAUGGCCACGUCUCAAAGAUUCGGCAAGUGUGUCACCCUCGGCUCAAUGCAGAUCUUCGGCGUUUGAUGCGAUUCUUCUACAACGAAGAGUACAUGUGACGUGGACGGGGACUAGCGAGCAUCCCACGUGGAUCGAGAAUCCGGAGCUGCUGAUCAUACAGGCUUGGAGGACUAACGUGGAAGAAGAUCUUCUUGGCUUUCUCUUCGGAUUGGUACGGCCGGGUCGACGCCACUUGAUUGCGCAGGAGCUUAUCGCACCGAUCGUGCAAUUGGCAGACGAUCUCUCGCCCGACAUCUAUUUUCAGAGUGACGACAGCCCUGCUCCGUACAUUUUCGAGCGAUCAUUGGAUCCGUACCUUCAGUGGACUGCGUGCUUGGAGGAACCUAGGGACGAGGAUACGCUACCGUCGUGGCAGGAGUAUCUGAAGCCGUACGAGAUCAUCCCUCACGCCGUCUAUCCAAGGGCAGAGGAAGUGGUGAUCGACGACGACGACGAAGAGGACGAAGACGAGGAAACAUCGGAGGAAGGAAGCUAUAUUGAACAUAGGGAGGGCGAGGAGAGCGAAGGAGAAGAGGAGGAAGAGUAAACUGGAUCUGAGUGGGAAGCCUUGCCGGAGGAAGCGACGCGUACAGGAACGGAGGCAGACGAUCCGGAAGCGGCGCGGAAGCG